Messenger RNA from Stegostoma tigrinum, 7099 nucleotides. It is a transcript of the gene tmem98, whose product is annotated as transmembrane protein 98. Gene Ontology annotation, cellular component: endoplasmic reticulum. Lineage: Eukaryota; Metazoa; Chordata; Chondrichthyes; Orectolobiformes; Stegostomatidae. Bases 459 to 1139 code for a protein of 226 amino acids. The transcript has 8 exons. The record is from RefSeq and is a predicted model, not a curated record.
GCAUGGGAAUGUUUUCUUGGCAGAAGUUACGUCCGUAGCUUUUAGGGCAGGGAGGUUGGGAGGAGGGAAUUGUGCUGAUGUAUUUGGAUUUCGUGGAGUGCUCAGUACAGCAGGGGGAGGAGAGAUCCUUUGCUGCAUUGUGCAGUGAUCCUAUUAAAGGCAUUAGCAACAUUCCAGGGUACUCAUUCUUGUGUCCCAUUUCCUGCCGAUGAUCUUGUUACCUUCGCCAGCUCUGUAAAAGCAAACACCCCCACCGUCCUCUGCCCGCCAUGCAGCGUGCUCCAGACUAAAUGCAGUAGAUGCCAGCUGCUUGAAAUGCUCUGGGAGAGUUCCAUGCUAAACAGUAUCCAACAGGUGAAUCGUUUGCUGUGGUGAGAUAAGAUGAAGCCAUAAUAGCCAAGUCAGAGGACAACGCAGCAAAGUCAUCCAACUUAAAGCACUUCUCCAGCUUUGUUACCAUGGAGACUGUGGUUAUCGUAGCAAUUGGGGUCCUUGCGACUAUCUUUCUGGCCUCCUUUGUGGCCCUCGUCGUUGUCUGCAGACAUCGUUAUUGUCAGCCCAGCAACCUGUUGCACCCUUUUGACUCAAAGCCUACAGUGGAUCUCAUUGGUGCAAUGGAAACACAGAGUGAGCCCUCAGAAUUGGAACUGGAUGAUGUCGUUAUCACAAACCCUCACAUUGAAGCGAUCCUGGAAAAUGAGGACUGGAUAGAGGAUGCUUCGGGGUUGGUGUCUCACUGCAUUGAGAUUCUUAAGAUAUGUCAUACUCUGACAGAGAAACUUGUUGCUAUGACAAUGGGAUCAGGGGCGAAGAUUAAGUCACCAGCGAGACUCAGUGACAUUAUCGUAGUGGCAAAGCGGAUUAGUCCGAGGGUGGAUGAUGUUGUGAGAUCUAUGUACCCUCCAUUGGAUCCUAAGCUCCUGGAUGCCAGAACCACGGCUCUCCUUCUUUCUGUCAGCCAUCUUGUAUUGGUUACCAGAAACGCAUGUCACAUGACUGGGAGCCUCGACUGGAUUGACCAGUCCCUGUCUUCGGCUGAGGAGCACAUGUCAGUGCUGAGGGAGGCAGCUCUUGCAACUGAACCUGAGAGGAACCUCAUUGGCUGUGACAAUUUCUGUCAGGAACAAUCUUCAAUUUAGCUCCUGGAGCCUGUUCGGCAAUGGAGCAGGGGAAGAACUAGACUUAAACUGUUCAUAUUUAUCAUGCGCUUUUACCUGUCCACACUUUAAUCAGUCAGUGAAAUGUGUGCCUUAAACUCAUUGAGGACUGGACUUCACUAUUCAAAUGAUUUUUGAACGUCAAAGGACUGAUAUUACUGUCAAUUAUAGUCCUAAACUUUGCUCGAUUGUUCACCUAAUGUUUACAGUAAUUACUCCUUAGUUAGACGUUAAAUGUUCAUAUAUCCCCAUUUGUUUUUGAGCUCACUGAUAAUCAGCCCUUAACUGACCAAAAUUUUCGUUAGCUAAAUUCCUCCAGCAAAUCCCACAGUUGAUGUUUCUUUAAAUUGCUGUGCCUGGACAUUUGAGUCAUAAAACCUAAUGCUACAGAGACCUUUAGUUUUUGGCACACACUGAGUGUGACUAAGUCUUAUUGCUAUCUGCCCAAGGAAGGUUGACAUUAAGCAAGGUUAAUUAUUAAUGAUUUUCUGUUCUUCGCAAUAGUGAAAACUUGGUUCACAUAUAGUUUACUUAAUGUAUUAACUAUUGCUGGUAAGUCAACCAGAAGCUGUUUCUGUCAAGGUUGUGUCAUAUAACAUGAGCAACAUUCGAGAUCAAAUGAAGAGCCUUGACUAUUUUAGCAAAUGUGUUAAUCUGGUUCAUUUUAAGCAGGUUGGUGGUUAAAGAUACUAGAGAAAGGAAUUCAUUUGAUUAGGUGUGUCCCUAACACUACACAGCAUCCUUUAAGUCAAUUAGGUUAUCAGGGCAAAUUGUACAGGAAAAGUGAAAAUGAUUUCAAAUUAAACUGAUCCAUGCUGAGCCAAUCUCUGAUCUCCACUCCUCAGAACCAGUGCUCUGUUGCUACAGCCUAAUCUUACACAAUCAGCCUUAUUAAGUUGUGAGAAAAAGGCAGAUCUAUUUAAUUUGAAAUGAUAGUUUAUCACGAUGUCACCUUGUUCAUAAAAUUUGUAAAGAGAUUUUCAUUUAGUUUAGAAAGAGUAUAGGAGCUGUGACUAUGAGGGUGGGAAGUUUAAAACUGUUUACCCUUUUUAUUAAGAAAUUCCAAGUAACACAGACCACAUCCUGGUGUGUCGUGGCUGAAAGCAGUCACAUUGUCUAUUCAGAGAUAGUAAGAACUUCAGUUGCUGGAGAAUCUGAGGUAACAAAGUGUGGAGCUGGAUGAGCACAGCAGGCCAAGCAGUGUCAGAGGAGCAGGAAGGCCGACAUUUCUGAAGAAGGGUCUCAACCCGAAACAUCAACUUUCCUGCUCGUCUGAUGCUGCUUGGCCUGCUGUGUUCACCCAACUUCACACCAUGUUAUCCCAACUUAAAGUUGAUUGGUGCACAUUUUCUAAUCAGUCUAAAUAUAGGUAAACCUAUUAGUGUUUGUCAACUCUUGUUCUCAUUAAUGUGUCAUUGUGAGUCUUCUGCCUCCUUCCUGAUCCAGCAUCGGUCCUUCUCAGUAGUUCCUCUUAUUUACUGAAUGAGCUCCUACAGAGAUGGAAUCAUCUUUGGGUCCAUAUCUAGAGCAUUUGCUUCAUAAAUAGACCAAAAGUGUUCAUACACUGCUCCCAAAAGGAACACUGGCAAAUUCAUACUGCCCUGUUUCCAGCUCUAAAAUAUUGACAUGCCUUUGGAAUUUUUAAUCUUUUACUUCAACCACAACUGGCAACAAUAAUGUUACCAUGCUAUAGUUUGACAUUGUCUGACUGGACUAUGUGCAGAUCCUAAGCCCUGGUAAGGUUGCUACUGAAGCUCCUGUGGCCUACCCCUAUAUGCAGUGACUGCUUUCAUUUGUUGGCUUUGCUUAUUAUCAUGGACCAUUUGGACAGGUACAUAGAUUGGAUAAGUAUGGAGGAAUAUCAACCAAAUGCAGACAAAUGGGACUAGGUUGAUUGUGAAAACUGCGUAGCAUGGACAAGUUGCGCUGAAGUUGUAAACCUCCAACACUCAGUGGCUUUAUAAAGGGGUCUUUGAAUGGUUGCCUCAUUUAUGGAUAAGUAAUAAAUCAGAACGUGAGGACUUUUUAAGAAAUAAUCAUCCUCGGGAUGUUGGCUCCACUGGCAAGGCUGGCAAUACACCUUAUGAACUGCUGCUGUCCAUAUGGUGAAGCUGCUUCCAAAAUGCUAUUUAAUCGGGAUUUCCAGGACACACAAAAUUUAAUGAAUGAGAACAUUUAGCUGAGUGAAGAUGGUGUGUGAUGUGCAGUUAAUGGUGUUUUGAGCACUUCUUGCCCUUAUCCUUUAAGGUUGGGGCUUCUCAAAGUGGGAGUCAGGACCCCAAGUGGGGCCCUGAGCUGAAAUUUUGUGCUCCCAGGUUCUAAGGUUGCAGUGGUCACUAUGGAGCUCCAACCAGGUUAUAACAAUUGCACUCUCUCUCUAACAGGUCUUCGCUCUCACAGACCUCACUCUGGCAGGAUCAUAAAAAUUUGCAAGCCUCCAUCAGGCAUCACAGUGGGAAAAAAUGUUCAGGAAGCACUGCCGUAGGUUACAGAAGUGUAGAUUGUAGCAACUGUAUACCAGUGUGAAAUGAGUAGAUGUUUAUAUCAACAGAUAGAAUGCUGAAUAUCAGGGGUAGUGCUGAGUGCUCAUGUUAGCAACCUGAAUCAUGGAACUCCCACAGGAUGGAAGCAACCAAUCAGGUCCACACCAACCUUUUGAAGUGCAGUGGGUUUAGCUCAUAAAUAUUCAUAGUAUGUAAAGAGUGACAAGUACAGACCCACAGCAAUGUUGCUCAGAGCUGGACACACUGACUCUAACUUUCCAUUUCAACCAACCGUUGGGAGAUUGAAAAUUCACAGCUCACCUAAAUUCAGUCAUCACACACAAUGUUACCUGAUCUUGAGUACUCAAUAAAAUCCCACUUAUAACAUGACAUGUCAAGUUUAGGUAGUGGGGAAACAUGUUGUCAGUUAGUCAAUACUGAUCUAUUUUUUAUAUCCUUUUUGACAAGGCUUUAAAUCUCAGUUUAAUUAUAGUGAGUUUUGUUUAAUGUCUGAUAUUUGCAACAAGUGUAGUCAGUGUUCAGAACUUUACAUUCUGUACAGCAUAAGCUUUUUACAUUGCACUGUAAAUCCCUAUAUAUAAAUCUAACAGCUCUGAUCAUAGACCAAAGCACUCUAAAUGAUAUCGAACCUUUUUAAGGUUUGAAACAUUGUUCUAAGCUUCUCUUGGAUUUUUAUUGAAUCUGUUUAUUACAAUGUAAAUGAAAUUCAUAUUAAUCAUGACUGGCAUUGCUAAUACUGACCUGUGUACCACUAAGCAGAAGACAGCAGUUUCAAAGAGGUCACUCUCUAGCUCACUGCUUUCAAAUACGCAAUUAUUCUUGUAGCAUCACUUUACAAGGAUUUGACUACAACUACUAGGAAACAUGGAACAGACUGAGCAUCAAGAAGGCUGAGGGGUGACCAGGUUGAGACCUAUCAGAUUUUAAGAAUUUGCUGGGUUAAGUGUAGAGGGAGUGGGGCAGAGUUUUCACUUCUGGAUGCAAUUGACAAUCUGCUACAAAUUGAACUCAAAAUUGCGCUGCAUUUGAGAAGUGAUUUUGUGAUUCAAGUUCUACCUUCAAAUAUUUGCAUUAAUAGAAUUUAAAAUGGGCCCUGAACUAGUCUAAUCAGGCAAUGUUUGAGAACAUAAUUUCUGGCAUUAUUCCUUCAUGUUAAUUCAAAAUUUGUUUCUUAGGGCAAUUUUAUGAAUUUAGUUGAAAAUUGAGAUUAAUUACAAAAAUAAUCACCAAAGUAAACAAAUUUCAAAUAAUGAGGCAUGGCUGUAAGCACUGCAUGGAAACUUUAAAUUCUAAAAACUACUUUUACUAAGAAGCUGACAGUUGUAGUGAAAUGUAGCCAUUAAAAGUUUUUAACAACAUGCCCUAAUACUGAAAUAAAAACUUAAUACUAAGAUCCUCUUUGAACGUUUACAAAACAGACAAAAAACAGAGACUGAAUAUGCUGAUUAAUUACCCAUUGCAAAUUUUAUGGGUGGAGAUGUCUUCCAGUGAUAUGUUUUCUUGAACCAGUACAAAAGAUCAAGGAAACUUGAUUUGUACUAAAAUUAAUUUGUAUUUCAAAUGCUGUGACUUCUUUUCUGGCAGUACAGUCAAUUUUGGACAAAUUAUAUUGGAAAUACACACAGAGCCUUGUGGAAUCUUUGUGCUUCCUCUUAGCCCAAAACUAAGGCUAUUAAUAUAAGGUAUCUUCAAGAAGGUAUUUAAGAGUAGAUUCUUUGGUUAUAAUGUGAAACUUGAGACCACAUUAAGCAGUCGAAGCAGACAGUACAGAUACAUUUGAGGCAACGCUGGUGGAGCUCUCGAGAGAAAGCUUAUGUUAGUAAACUUUGACGAGGUAAGUUGGAAGGAGCCGCAUGGAUGAGGUGGGCCAUGUGAUCUGUUUUACUGUAUGGUUAGUUGUAAAUGUUCUGAGCUAUUUUUACACACCCCUGCCCACCCCACCAUUGGGUGUGUUUUCAGUAAAAUGUGUUGGAUGCUCAGUUCCUUAACAUCUCACCCAACCAUGACUUAUUUCCCAUAAUAUAGGAGGCCUGGAAUAAGGUGUCUGUUGGGUUGCUCACCCUUAAGCCUAUUGAGGUACUUAACUGACCAAUGAAUUGACAAUUGAGGGCCUCCCAAAGGAACCACAGCAGUGAAAGGCUGAACAAUGGCAGGUGGACUAGAACUCAAAGACGGUUGUUACAAAGCUUCUUAGAAAAUACAGGAAAGAACUGAUAUCAGUUUGGACUGGCUUUCCUUCUGAACGUGCAGCAACAUAAAAUCCAGCCUAUGCAACCUACCGUACAUUCACACAGCUUCUCCAUCAGAAAACAAAAUUGAGUACAGUUUUUUUUUGACAGGACUGAGUAAACCAGGGACAUCUUGUUCACACUAGUUAAGGUUCCUUUCAGCCUCUCACUUUCACUAUUUCCAAAACCAAAGAUUCCAGUACUCGAUCUACUCUGGCUUUUUUUUCCAGAAAUUUAAACCUGUUAAAUUGUGUAGAAUUGUCAGUUUAAAAAUGAAAGGCUGCUUGAAAAUGGUCAUCUAGUGCAUUGACUAUUAUUGCAGUGGAGGUUGCAGUUCACACAAUCAUCCCCAAUGUACCAAUUCCUAAAGAUUAGUUUAGUUUAAGCUCACUUUUGAUGACUUGUAGUAGUAUUUCACAGUCUCACUGCUGGAUGCUGUGCAAUUACUUUGUAUGAUAGAAUAAAUAAUUACGUGGUAAAUACAGACUAGUAAAUUGGUAAAUGUCCAGUUUCUGAAGGAAUAAUUUUCACUGAUUCCUCUUAUUCUAAACAAUACAAAACAUCUUACAAUCAGGAAAUGAUAAGUAGAUAUGGAAAUAAUAUCACAGCUUCAUCUCAUUUUCAAAAUUCCUGACAGAGGUGAAGCUGGCACAUCUGGGCCAACUCACACUUUAUAUUCUGUCUUGGGCAAUGAGGUUUAUUACAUUGUGUGGUCUUACAGGCCUCUUUUAAACAAUUUAUGAAGUACUUAUGAGACAGGUUUAACCUUUGAUUUAUUCUAUAUUUAAAGCACUUGUGGCAAGGUUAGAAAUGUGAAUAUUCUUGUAAAUAUUGCUUGAUGUUGUUGCCACCCAAAUAUUUGUUAAGUCUCAUUGCAUGCAUACACAUUGAAUUUAAACAUUUUAUGAUGACCAAUAAUAAAGACAUUAAGAUGUGGAAGUCUCAUAAUUUAAAAGAGCCCAAUACUGCUGUUGUUUGGACUUAAGUUUUCAAUGCAUGGAAAACAGGAAGGAAUCCUAGAUCCAAAUUUUUGAACUUUAGAGCUAUAAUGUAUGUUCACAUAGCUUGAAGUCAUUGUGAAUUUCCACCUGUACUCAUGGUAUAUAUAACAUGGAACAUUGAUCUUAUUUAGUACUUUUAUGUUUAAAAUUGCUAAUGUAUUACUGAUUAUGCUUCAUAACAGGUUAAUAAAAUAAGUUGUAGGACCUGA